This is a messenger RNA of Branchiostoma floridae (Florida lancelet), 11327 nucleotides long. Its product is annotated as kielin/chordin-like protein. Gene Ontology annotation, biological process: anatomical structure development. Gene Ontology annotation, molecular function: signaling receptor binding; calcium ion binding. Bases 152 to 10654 code for a protein of 3500 amino acids. NCBI's taxonomy places the organism in Eukaryota, Metazoa, Chordata, Leptocardii, Amphioxiformes, Branchiostomatidae. Gene Ontology annotation, cellular component: cell surface; extracellular region. The record is from RefSeq and is a predicted model, not a curated record. The transcript is spliced from 96 exons.
CUCUGACCCACCAAAGUUUGCUAACGGAGAGAGCGGGAGGUUUGUGUGUGGUUCGGUGCGGAGUGGCUAGCAGCGGGCAAGGGCUUAUCCUGGACUUCCCUUCACCACAAGUGAGCAUCCAAGCAGGAAAUUGCGUACAAAUCCCAAGGAAAUGGUCCCGGCAUGGUUGCAGGGUCCUUGCGGCGUGGUUGCGGGCCUGAGACCGAGGAAACUCCGGGCGCUGUGCCUGCUCCUGGCCGCCGUGCUGCAGGCCGUCGGCGAGUCGGCGCCGCCAGCCGAAAAAACUUCCAAACCAAGUCGCCUGCCAGCUGAGAGAGUAAAGAGAAAUUAUGGCCCCAACAUCUGUUUCAACAGAGGUCAGCAGCAGUGUUGUCCAGGCUGGCAGCGGUCAGCCGGCAGUGGACAGUGUCUGCAGGCACACUGCCCCUUUGGGUGUGGGAACGGAGUGUGCAUCGCCCCGUACACAUGUCGCUGUCCCACGGGACCGAACCAAGGCUACCAUAUCAGCUGCCAGGAUGAAGUAGAAAAUACCCUCAGGCCAGAUGUUUAUACAGUCCAGGAAGGUCUUCCUCCUCUGCCAGUAGAUCUAUCAAAAGAGCAUUCAUCCCCCUACAGAAGAAUACGAGUUCACAAGAGAAUAACAAUCAAGAAAAGGCCCAAAGUUCCCCCUCGGCCGGUGGACCAGGAAUUCAGUGCUGCAGCACUAGUAGAGACGUAUCCUGUGGGACAGGAGGUUGUGGAGUCUACAGGUGUGCUGCAGCCUGGAGAUACCCAGUAUGUGGACAGAGGACAGACGUUAACACUAUGCAGCGGUUAUGGCUGUGGACAGCAAACACUGUGCGUGAACUACGGCGGAUGUCAGCCUGGACAGCCCAUCCAGCGACAGCCAACCAGUUGUGCCACUGCCGGCUGUGAACAGCGAUGUCAGCUGGUCAACGGACAGCCCAUCUGCACCUGUUACCAUGGCUACACGCUAAAGGAAGACGGCCGAUAUUGUGCAGAUGUGGAUGAGUGCACGAGAUACGGUAACUCCUACCGACUGUGUGAGCAGGAGUGCCAGAACACGGUGGGCAGUUACUACUGCAGCUGUCAGCCCGGCUUCGUCCUGCAGCCCAACAGGAGAACCUGCUCCCCUGUACCAGGCAUACCUACGUCUGUCAUCCUUCCAGGAGAUUGCACCAGUGGUUGUCCAGGUGGAGAGCAGAUAUGUGGUGUUGGGUUUGAGCUUCAGCAGACACCAUACGGAGAACAGUGUGUGGAGAUUGAUGAAUGUACCCAGUCCCACUGUAGCCAGGGGUGCAGAGAUAGCGAGGGAGGGUUCACUUGUACCUGUCUGGAGGGGUUCAAGCUGGAUGCAGACGGCACAAGAUGUAUCGAUGAGGAUGAGUGCUCUCAGGACAACUGGCGCCCGUGUCACCAAAUCUGCCAGAACACCGUGGGCAGCUUCCAGUGUUCCUGUCAACAUGGCUUCAGGCUGCUGAACAACGGCAGGUCCUGUAUGGAUAUCAAUGAGUGCACAGAAGGUCGUCCCAGGUGUCACCACCAGUGCCAGAACACCUACGGCAGCUACAAGUGCACCUGCAGAUCAGGCUUCAGGCUCCUGGAGGAUGGCAGCACCUGUGGAGACAUAGACGAGUGUGCAGUGACUGCUGGGAUCUGCCAGGGGGCGUGUGUGAACACCAUCGGGUCGUACCAGUGUGCCUGUCCUCAGGGUUAUAACAUGGAAGGAGGGAGAUGUGUCGACGUUGACGAGUGUCGGCAGCCUGACAGGGGUCGUUGUGAGCAGAUGUGCGUCAACAACGUGGGCAGCUACUUCUGCUCCUGUAACAGGGGCUUCGUCUUGACGUCUGAUGGACGGGGCUGUGGAGAUAUCGAUGAGUGUGAACUCUAUGGAACCAGAGUUUGCCAACAGGGCUGCACCAACACCUAUGGCAGCUACACAUGUCACUGUCCUGAUGGGUACAAGCUGCAUGAAAAUGGGCAGAACUGUGUGGAUGUGGAUGAAUGUCAGGUCCAUACCAGGAUGUGCCACUAUGAGUGUCAGAACACGAUGGGGUCGUUCUCCUGCUCCUGUCCGCCAGGCUACACGCUAGGGAGUGACGGCAGGACUUGUAAUGAUAUCGAUGAGUGUGCGCUUGGUGGGAAUGGCUGCCAGCACGGCUGCCAGAACAACAUCGGUAGCUACGUGUGCGUGUGCAGGGAUGGAUAUACCAUAGACCCCAACGGACAGUGUGUCGAUGAGGACGAGUGUGGUGCAGACAACCCCUGCUCUCACCAGUGUGUGAACACAGAAGGGGGGUUCCAGUGCCUCUGUCCCCGGGGACUCAGCUUGAUGCCUGAUGGCCAGCGAUGCGAAGAUCGUGACGAAUGUGCCCAGCCCAGCCAAGGCGGCUGCCAUCACAGCUGCGUCAACAUACACGGCAGCUACUACUGCACCUGUAACCAUGGUUACAGGCUCAUGCCUGACAGAAAGAGGUGUCAAGCCACAGACACCGGUACAGGCUGCCCGGAAGUCUCCAUCCCCUGCCCCAUGCAGUGUCCUCAGGGUUUCAGGCCAGACUCCACUGGAGUCAACUGUGUAGACAUUGACGAGUGCCAGGUGCUGCAGACGUGUGGUUACUGCAGUGGCUACAGGAAGUGCAGCCACACCUGCGUGAACACCGCCGGCAGCUUCUACUGCACCUGUCCGCCCAGCCUCACCCUCCACCCUGAUGGACGCACCUGUGUGCCAGUGUCACCCCAGCCUACCUGUGACAGGACGUGUCUGAAUGGCGGAACCUGCCGUGUGUCGGGCGGCUGUUACACCAGCUGUGUCAUCACCUACUGCGAAUGUCCCGAUGGGUUCACUGGACUCAACUGUGAGAUAGGAGCUGGUGGGUGCAGCCCACCUUGUGCUAAUGGCGGAAGCUGUGUGGAGAAGGAGUGUGUGUGUCCACCAGGACUUACUGGCAAAACUUGUGCUAUAGAUAUAAACGAGUGCCAGACCAAUGUAUCUGAAUGCGCUCAUCGUUGCCAGAACACCUUCGGCAGCUUCCAGUGUCUCUGCCCUCCCGACUCCACUCUUAAUGCGGAUGGCAAGACAUGCAAAGAGAUUGGCUGCUUCCCAGACUGUAUGAGUGGAGGGAGUUGUGUGAACAACAAGUGUGUGUGUCCGACAGGACUAAAUGGACCAACCUGCCAGCAAGAUGUGAAUGAGUGCUUGGAGAACAAUGGUGAAUGUGAUGAAAUCUGUAGGAACACUUUUGGCAGCUACAACUGUUUCUGUAAAGCAGGGACUACCCUCAACCCAGAUGGCAAAACCUGCUCUGAUGGCACCUGCCAGCCUGCCUGUGAAAAUGGUGGCAAAUGUGAGAAUGGUGUUUGCCUUUGUCGAGAAGGAUUCAUGGGGCCAUCAUGUGCUAUUGAUAUUGAUGAGUGUGGACUUGAGAUUGAGUCCUAUAGAACGUGUGACCAUGAUUGCGUCAACACUGUCGGCAGCUACUACUGUACAUGUGUCUUCGGGUACCAACUCCAGGAGGAUGGAAGGUCAUGCAAAGAGCGUGGCUGUGACCCUGCCUGUGAGAAUGGAGGCACCUGUCAGUUUGGACAGUGUAUCUGUCCAGUAGGCUACUCUGGACCCACCUGUAGCUCUGAGGAGCCCUGUGAGCCUGCCUGUGAGAAUGGAGGCACCUGUGUGGCUGGGGAAUGCCUCUGUCCACCAGGCUACCUUGGACCCAGCUGUGCCAUUGAGGCGCCCUGUGAGCCUACCUGUGAGAAUGGAGGCACCUGUAAGGCUGGACAGUGUGUCUGUCCACCAGGCUACCUGGGGCCCAGCUGUGCUAUAGAGGCACCCUGUGAGCCUACCUGUGAGAAUGGAGGCACCUGUAAGGCUGGACAGUGUGUCUGUCCACCAGGCUACCUGGGGCCCAGCUGUGCUAUAGAGGCGCCCUGUGAGCCUACCUGUGAGAAUGGAGGCACCUGUGUGGCUGGACAGUGCCUGUGUCCACUGGGGUACCUGGGGCCAAACUGUGCUGUUGAAGCGCCCUGUGAGCCUUCCUGUGAGAAUGGAGGCACCUGUAAGGCUGGACAGUGUGUCUGUCCACCAGGCUACCUGGGGCGUGAUUGUCUCAUUGAGAUGGCCUGUGAGCCUACCUGUGAGAAUGGAGGCACCUGUAAGGCUGGACAGUGUAUCUGUCCACCAGGCUACCUGGGACCCAGCUGUGCUAUAGAGGCACCCUGUGAGCCUACCUGUGAGAAUGGAGGCACCUGUGUGGCUGGACAGUGCCUGUGUCCACUGGGGUACCUGGGGCCCAGCUGUGCUGUUGAGGCGCCCUGUGAGCCUACCUGUGAGAAUGGAGGCACCUGUAAGGCUGGACAGUGCCUGUGUCCACCAGGCUACCUGGGGCCUAGUUGUGCCAUUGAGGCGCCCUGUGAGCCUACAUGUGAGAAUGGAGGCACCUGUAAGGCUGGACAGUGUGUCUGUCCACCAGGCUAUCUGGGACCCAGCUGUGUUAUUGAGGCGCCCUGUGAGCCUACCUGUGAGAAUGGAGGCACCUGUAAGGCUGGACAGUGUGUCUGUGAACCGGGCUAUCUUGGACCCAGCUGUGCCAUUGAGGCGCCCUGUGAGCCUACCUGUGAGAAUGGAGGCACCUGUGUGGUUGGACAGUGCCUUUGUCCACUGGGGUACCUGGGACCCAGCUGUGCUGUUGAGGCACCCUGUGAGCCUACCUGUGAGAAUGGAGGCACCUGUAAGGCUGGACAGUGUGUUUGUCCACCAGGCUACCUGGGACCCAGCUGUGCUAUAGAGGCGCCCUGUGAGCCUACCUGUGAGAAUGGAGGCACCUGUAAGGCUGGACAGUGUAUCUGUCCACCAGGCUACCUGGGACCCAGCUGUGCUAUAGAGGCACCCUGUGAGCCUACCUGUGAGAAUGGAGGCACCUGUAAGGCUGGACAGUGUGUCUGUCCACCAGGCUACCUGGGACCCAUCUGUGCUAUAGAGGCACCCUGUGAGCCUACCUGUGAGAAUGGAGGCACCUGUAAGGCUGGACAGUGUGUCUGUCCACCAGGCUACCUGGGGCCUAGCUGUGCCAUUGAGGAGCCCUGUGAGCCUACCUGUGAGAAUGGAGGCACCUGUAAGGCUGGACAGUGUGUCUGUCCACCAGGCUACCUGGGGCCUAGUUGUGCUAUAGAGAUGGCCUGUGAGCCUACCUGUGAGAAUGGAGGCACCUGUAAGGCUGGACAGUGUGUCUGUCCACCAGGCUACCUGGGACCCAGCUGUGCUAUAGAGGCGCCCUGUGAGCCUACCUGUGAGAAUGGAGGCACCUGUAAGGCUGGACAGUGUGUCUGUCCUCCAGGCUACCUGGGACCCAGCUGUGCUAUAGAGGCGCCCUGUGAGCCUAUCUGUGAGAAUGGAGGCACCUGUGUGGCUGGACAGUGCCUUUGUCCACUGGGGUACCUGGGGCCCAGCUGUGCUAUAGAGGCCCCCUGUGAGCCUACCUGUGAGAAUGGAGGCACCUGUGUGGCUGGACAGUGUGUCUGUCCACCAGGCUACCUGGGCCGUGGUUGUGCCAUUGAGGCACCCUGUGAGCCUACCUGUGAGAAUGGAGGCACCUGUAAGGCUGGACAGUGUGUCUGUCCACCAGGCUACCUGGGACCCAGCUGUGCUAUAGAGGCACCCUGUGAGCCUACCUGUGAGAAUGGAGGCACCUGUAAGGCUGGACAGUGUGUCUGUCCACCAGGCUACCUGGGACCUAGCUGUGCUAUAGAGGCGCCCUGUGAGCCUGCCUGUGAGAAUGGAGGCACCUGUGUGGCUGGACAGUGCCUGUGUCCACUGGGGUACCUGGGACCCAGCUGUGCUGUUGAGGCACCCUGUGAGCCUACCUGUGAGAAUGGAGGCACCUGUAAGGCUGGACAGUGUGUCUGUCCACCAGGCUACCUGGGACCCAGCUGUGCUAUAGAGGCACCCUGUGAGCCUACCUGUGAGAAUGGAGGCACCUGUAAGGCUGGACAGUGUGUCUGUCCACCAGGCUACCUGGGACCCAGCUGUGCUAUAGAGGCACCCUGUGAGCCUACCUGUGAGAAUGGAGGCACCUGUGUGGCUGGACAGUGUGUCUGUCCACCAGGCUACCUGGGACCCAGCUGUGCUAUAGAGGCACCGUGUGAGCCUACCUGUGAGAAUGGAGGCACCUGUAAGGCUGGCCAGUGUGUCUGUCCUCCAGGCUACAUUGGACAGAGUUGCUCAGAUGAGGCCCCCUGUGAGCCUACCUGUGUAAAUGGUGCCACCUGUAAGGCAGGAGUGUGUAUCUGUCCACCUGGCUUCCUGGGACCCAGCUGUGAAAUCGAUAUUGAUGAAUGUGGCAGCAUUGGGCUGGAGUCUACCAGCCUGUGUGAUCACAACUGUGUCAACACCCUGGGCAGCUACUACUGUACAUGUAGGACUGGCUACCAACUCAGGAAUGACAGCAGCAGUUGCAAGGACAUAGAUGAGUGUUUAGUGGGGAUGGAUGAGUGUCAUCCCACAGCUAACUGCACCAACACCGUCGGCAGCUACACCUGUUCCUGUAACGUUGGACAUGUGGGCGAUGGCAGGGUGUGUCUGGACAUUGACGAGUGUGACUCAGGAACAGCUGACUGUGACCCUGCUGCCACCUGUACCAACACGGCCGGCUCCUACAGCUGUGAGUGUAACGAUGGCUAUGAAGGAGAUGGCAAGACUUGUGUGGCUACCUGCUAUCCCCCCUGUGGCCUGGGGUCCAGGUGUGUCAAUGGGACAUGCCUCUGUCCUCCCGGCUUUGUUGGGGAUGCCUGCAAUGCAGAUGUGGACGAGUGUGUCAUGACACCGGGAGUCUGUGAAUUUGAGUGUGAGAACACCAUCGGCAGCUACAGGUGUGUGUGUCCAGCUGGAUUCAGACUCAACCCAGAGGACCAGUCCACCUGUCUGGACAUAGACGAGUGUGAGGAGGAGGUGUGUUCCCAGCAGUGCAUGAACUCUUACGGCUCCUUCAAGUGCACCUGUGACCUUGGCUUCGUACUGGAUGUAGACGGCUUCAACUGCACAGAACUCAAGUUGUUCCCCUGCACAUUUGAUGGAGUCUUGUACGAGUCGGGGUCCACCUGGGAAGUGGAUCUGUGCACUGAAUGCUCCUGCAAUGAUGGUAUCAUCUUGUGCAGUGAGUGUCCCACACUUCCCUGUACCACCACAGAACAGCCUGAAGGGGACUGUUGUCCACGGUGUAAAGCUUGUAUUCAGGAAGGGUUGGAGUACCAGCACCAGGACUCCUGGUCUCCCAUGUUUGACUCCUGUCAGGUCUGCACAUGUCUGGAGGGUGAGACCCAGUGUGAACCUGUGGACUGUGACCUGCCAUGCACCCACCCUGUAGUGCCCCCUGGUGAGUGCUGCGGGGAGUGCACAGAUUGUUCCUAUGAAGGUUCCGUCAUACCCAGUGGAACAGUUUUCUUCCAGACUCCCAAGAACUGCUCCCAAUGUCUCUGUUUGGAUGGGGAUGUCCAGUGUAUAGAAGAGGAAUGUCCACCUGUGGCUUGCUCCAAUCCCAUCCAGGGGCCUUGCUGUCCAUACUGUCCUGAGGACUGCAUCAUAGAAGAUGAAGAAGGAAGUGGGGUGUACGAACACGGGGAGGUCUUCAACCCCAGCGAUGACCCGUGUGUGGAGUGUACCUGCAUGGAUGGUGAAUUGGAUUGCCAGAGUAUAGAAUGCAUCGUGCCCAACUGUCCCAUAGAGUUCCAGUUCCAGCCACCAGGGACCUGCUGCACUAUUUGCAGUGAGGAACCCAUAGGAUGCCUGACAGCUGACAACACUGUCAUCCCCAUUGGCCGUACCUUCACCCUGCAGGGGGAGCCAUGCAAGUUCUGCUCCUGUCAGGCAGGUGGGAAUGUAGCCUGUGAGACCAUCGAGUGUGAGGUGAGCUGCACCCACCCUGUCACCUACCCGGGGGUGUGCUGUCCGGACUGCUCAGGCGCAUGCUCCUACAAUAACGUGACCUACCCAGAUGGUGGUGCCUUCCCCUCUGCUGAUGCUGACUGUGAGAACUGCACAUGUCUGGAAGGAAAUGUCCAGUGUGAGCCAGUUAGCUGUGCCAUCCUGUGUUCUCACCCCUACCAGCCAGAAGGGGCAUGUUGUCCCAUCUGUGAAGACUGCUACUACCAGGGGAGGUUCCAUGAGAACAGGGGUAUAUUUGUACCAGAGAAUAACCCUUGCCAGACGUGCCUGUGUGCUCUUGGCCAUGUUACCUGCACAUCCAACUGCCCACCUCUCAACUGUACCAACAAAGUUCUCAUACCUGGGGAGUGCUGUCCAGUUUGUACAGAUGAGACCUGUGUGAGAGAAGAUGGUGUCCAGUUUGCCCAGGGCCAGACCUGGACGCCGCUGGACGACCCGUGUACCCAGUGUGCCUGUGUGAGGUCUGGUAUUGUCUGCCGUGCCGUGACAUGUGAGGUGGAGUGCACCUAUGGGCUGCAGACAGAGGAUACAUGUUGUCCUGACUGUAGUGUGUGUGACUAUGAAGAAGUUGUGUACCAGGAUGGCCAAGUCUUCCAGCCCAAUGGUGACGUCUGCACUACUUGUACUUGUGAGGGAGGUGAAGUGAACUGUGUGACCCAGACCUGUCCUGAUCUCACCUGUACCGUCAUCGAGCCGCAACUGGGCAAGUGCUGCCCCAAGUGCCAAGAGUGUGUGGAUGAUGAUGGGAUGAGGUACUCACAUGGGCAGCCCUGGUCUCCAGCCAACGACAGCUGUACCUCCUGUCUCUGUGCUAACGCUGAAAUCAGCUGUACUACUAUUACCUGUCCAGCUGUGUGCGAUAAACCCACCCUUGUACCAGGCUACUGCUGUCCUGUGUGUGAUGGCUGUGAAUAUAACGGUCAGAAGUUCCAGGAAGGGGAUGUGUUCAAGCCGGACGAUGACCAGUGCGUGGAGUGUCAGUGCCAGGAUGACCAGCUGGUCUGCAGCACCAUUGUCUGUCCCAUCCCUGCCUGCAGUGCUGAGGAGACUGUACUGGAGGAGGGGGCCUGCUGUCCCAUGUGCAAAGGUGAGAUACAGAGGGCCGAUUACUGUGAGGUGGAUGAAGUCAGACAUCCCAGUGGCUCAUCCUUCAAACUGGACGACUGUACAACCUGUGUUUGUGAGAAUGGUAACUCCACCUGUAGAACUGAGACCUGUGCCAACCUGCUCUGUCCUACCGACGAGAAGCUAAGACUUCCUGGGGAAUGCUGUCCAAUAUGUAGAGGACUGGCCUGUAUGUUUGAGAACGAGAUGAUUCCUUAUGGAGAGACAUUCACACCUAAAGGGGACAACUGUUCUAUUUGUGUCUGCAAGGGAGGAGACGUGCCUGAAUGUGAGAGGGUUGCUUGUCCCUUACCAAAGUGUAACAUUGGGAAUCAAGUGUUACAGCCUGGUUCCUGCUGUGUGGAGUGCACAGUUGAAGAGUGGUGUUACUACCGAGGAGAUCGGUACCUGCUGGGUGAGACGUGGACAGACGAAUGUAACGACUGUGUGUGUGUCGGAGGCGACUAUCAAUGUACUCCCAGGACAUGCCCCACUCUAGUCUGUAACCAGGGUGAGAUGCCGUUCCCCGUUCCAGAGGCCUGCUGUGAUGUGUGUGUGCCAGAUUCUGGAACCUGUAUCGUGUUUGGUGAUCCCCACUACCGAACGUUUGACGGGCGCUACCACGACUUCCAGGGCACCUGCACCUACAUCCUGUCAGAAGACGGAGUCGACAACACGUUUCAAAUCAUCGUGCAGAAUGCUCUGUGGAGGCAGAUUCAUGACCCUGUCCUGGGAGAAUGCCCUGGGCAGGGCUCGAACACCACGGUAGGGAAUGACGGGAAGGGGACGUACGCGGUGGCGUGGACGCAGCUGGUGUCGAUCCACCUGGGCAGCAACACCAUCGACCUGCUGCCGGGACACAGCGUCUUCGUGAACAAGGAGGUCGUGGAACUUCCUUACGCAGUGGAACCUGUCUUCAGUAUCCAGAGAGCUGGAGAGUACGUGGUGAUGACUGCAGCUAUCGGCAUCAAGGUGUCCUGGGAUGGAGAACACUUUGUGGAGGUGGAGGCUGCGGGGUCCUACAGGGGGAAGCUGCAGGGCCUGUGUGGGGACUUCAAUGCCUAUCCUGAUGAUGAUUUAAGGAUGGCCAAUGGAAAUACUGCCCUGACUGCCUCUGACUUCGGGAACAGCUGGGAGAUAGGCGAGAGGCCAGACUGUUCCUGUCGCUAUGGGAAGGAGAUAAAGCCAUGUGAAAGUGUCUCCUUAGUUGCACAGAUGGAGGCGACAAGACAGUGUAGUAUCCUCAAGAGUGAAAUCUUCCAACCAGCUCAUCGAGUUAUGGCUCCUGAGCCAUUCUUCGAUGCCUGCAGAUAUGACCUAUGUGCCUGUCCGGAGCAGGACCGCUGCUUGUGCGGCAUCCUCUCAGCGUACGCUCACGAAGCCGCAAAACAGCAAGUCAUCCUGGACUGGAGGACCAACAGUUUAUGUGGCAUUUCGUGCCCUGAGGGUUUCCAGUAUGACGAGUGUGGCCCCUCGUGCCCGCAGACCUGUGACAGCACCACCACCCCAGGGGACAGGUGCCUACAGGCGUGCGUUCCCGGGUGCUUCUGUGCAGCGGGCAUGGUGCUGCACAACCUUCGCUGUAUUUCUCCCAGUGACUGCCCCACCACAUGAGACCCUCCAGACUUUCACAGAGAUACCUUUACAGUCUGUCUUAUAUUUCUUACAAACAGUUGUAUGACGUAUGGAAAAGAAAUGCCAUAUACAGCAAAUUUUAGCUUCUUUAGGGCACGGUCACAAAGGUUGUACGGUCGUCGUACGUUUGCUAACUUUUGGGACAGCCAUGCAUGUUUCCUUCAUAGUACAGCUGUCUUGCAACACAAAAAGAUCCAUGUAGGUGGUUGAUUCUGACACAGCCUGCUUGAAAGUCCUACCGCAGCAAAAUCGUACAACAAUUGCACGACCUAUGUGACUGCGCCCAAAGUGAAGAAUCUUUAGUGGUGCACACCCCAUUUUGCCGCAGUAGGGGUCCAUGAUAGUGCGUGGCAAAAAAGUUUUGAAAGGGUUUUGAGGCUUUAAGUUCACAUUGCUCAUAAUCUGCUGCAAAUAACAUUUAUGGAUACUAAAAUGGCUUGAAGACAUAAGAAAGAUAUAUAUUUGGGCUGAAAGUUGAUUAUACUUUACUUCCUGGUAAGUGGAGUUGCUAUGCCUUGCUCAACUGUACCUGAGGUCUCGCUUUUUCCGACAACAUCACUCGUUUAAUGUGUUGCAAAAUUUGUAGAGAUUGAUUUUAUCCAUUGUGAAGGUGCUCGAUUUCUGCAAUAAAUAAUUUUCCUCAAAUUUACUA